GAAGACAGAAUUUUAUUACAUACACCACAGAAUUAAAUACUUGGUUAAGUAUGGCUGGGUUUAUCAGAUGUCCAGACUGAUUAGCAUCAGAUCAAAUUCUUCUGAUGAAGCCUGUAGAACUUUUAAGCUACACAAGUUGGAAAAGCAAAUAUUUUUAAUUUUUAUUUUCUUUACAAAUCAAUUUAAUAGAAAUGUCUUACAAAUAGGAAUAAUUAAUGCACCAAAUUUAAGAAACUAAACACUCAAGGUCAGAAAACAGUUCAAAUUGAACACUCAACUCUACCCCCUUAGGUGUAUGCCUCUAAAUAUGAUCUGUUAUCUCUCCGUGUGUCAUGCUUUGCUUGCCAUGUCUUACCUAGCUUGUAAAUGCCGAAGGGCAAGAACACUGUCUAAUUCUUCUAUGUGCUAGGUAGAUCUGUAAAACUAUUAUGUGGUAGUGUUGUGUAAUGCAGAUUGUGGAUCUAAUGCUAUCCUGAUAAGAAGACAAACCAAGUGGUACUCUCACAGGGACAGGUCAAUCCCAAGGAGAGGGUGUGGAGCUCAGGAAACUCCAAGGUUAAUCCUGUAGAAUUCCUUUAGUCUCCCCUUUAGGGGAAGGAUUAAAGGACCCAUGAAGGAGGCAGGGGUGAGCCUUCUAUGGAAAAGAACUCCCAGUCCUGCAGAAGGACCCACACAGGUGCACAAUAGCACAUACAGACCAGGCCCAACAAAACGUAAUGCUACUUCAAGCAACAUUCAUGCCAGAUCAGGUUUUCAAGAGAAAAUCCUCAUGUUCAGGAGGGUAUAAAACUGUGACAAAUGACUUCCUCCCUCUCCCAAAUAAAGAGUUCCAGGAAGAAAGAACAGUGCUGUAUGGUGUGCCCUUUCCACACAUGCCAGCUGGAAUUUUCUGGCUCCCAAUCACCUCUGCUUAUGAGUGUGGCUGUGCCAUAGUGAAAUGAUUCAAGGCCUGGAGAACAUGUCGUAUAAUGUGAGGCUAAAAAAUCUCAAUCUAUUUAGGUUUCAGAGUAGCAGCCGUGUUAGUCUGUAUUCUCAAAAAGAAAAGGAGUACUUGUGGCACCUUAGAGACUAACAAAUUUAUUUGAGCAUAAGCGUUCGUGAGCUACUUCUGAUGAAGUGAGCUGUAGCUCACGAAAGCUUAUGCUCAAAUAAAUUUGUUAGUCUCUAAGGUGCCACAAGUCCUCCUUUUCUUUUUGCGAAUACAGACUAACGUUGAUGUAACAUUUUUUCACAGGAAGUCUGUCUGUAACAGAUCCAGGAAUGGAACUCGUAUUACCUGAACCUAAUUUAUUGCCAUAGUCAUAAGACCAUCCUUCCCCCAUAAUCAUAAAUUGAGAACCAGGUGUAGGGUAAACACUCAAGGCAAUAAAAUGCGCAAGUAUCUGAAUGAUAGUCUUCUUUUCUGGGCCCUUCCAUCAUCAUUUAGCCAGGACACAGGAUUUAACACCCUUACUCUUGCAAAUAGUGCCAUGGGCUACUGAAUGACCAUAAGAGGUCAAACUGUGGUAUAAUACUUCUCAGCUGAAAGCACAGUGGCCCGUCACCCUGACAAGGGAUGUUUCUUCAUUACUGGCUAGGUGGGGAAAGUCCUCCUCCUAAAAUGAUCAACAAUAUUUCCUACAGCAUGCACGUUUUCCGUGUACUUUCCCAUGCAAGAAUUGACCAGGCCCUGAUUAGCUUAUGAAAAUGGGCAGGGUCCUAUCCCAAGGUAACAGGGUUGCAAAUAAGCAAAAUGCUAUUUCUGUAACUUCCAUGUUUAAACAGGUUAGGCUGGAAUUCCCUAUAUUGUUCUACAGUACAACUGGAUCUGUUGUAACAAACCGCUUGCACCUGCCCCACAUUGGUAUGGAAACUGAGCGCGUUACUGAUUCCAUUAAUAUGCUUAUUUUCAGAGUUUGCAAAUUUUCUGAAUGUAUCCAACAUUAUGUGGCAUGCGGGCCCUUUGGGAAUCAAGGGAACAUUGAAAUUGGCCCUGUAGGGCAACUACCCUGCUUUUGCAAUGUAUCAGGACGCUAGUGGGCGUCUAGGAAACCAGCUGUUGCUCUUAGGGAGCCUCUGAAGAUUGGAUGUGCUCUCUCUCUCCAGGCCAGCUGGUGGGUCCCUCAGAGUAGAAUUCCUGCUGAGUGGGUGUGAGUUCCUCCCUCUCUAGUGCGGCUGAGAAAAAGCAGCUGGACUUCUGACUGACAGCAGGCAGUUCUCGUUAGCUUGUUAAUGAACUCAGGAAGGUAGACAAACUACUGCUAUUCUCUCAGAGAAAGCAGAGGCUCUUGACAGACAGCUGGGACCUUUCUGAUUUAGCUUAUUUAUUCCUCUAGUGGCUUAUCUUAAAGGGUACUAGCCAUGUAAACAUGACAUAGCUCUGUAGUUGAAGAAAUGAGGGGCUUCUGUUUUUUAUCUGUGGAAGAAGUUAAAAUCGUAACCCCAGGAAGAGGAAAAUGUUUCUUUCAAUCAAGUUUAGUGUCACUUAUGCCAAUGCUGCCUGGGCCACAGGAAUCUCUAUCUACAAAUGUCUUUUAAGCAGAUACUAGUUGUACUAAUGGCUGCUAUGCUUCUACAUGUGAAAUACUUAAUAAGCCUUUAAUGUAUACAGCUACACUAAUGAAUUUUGGGUGUUUGCAUUUUAUUGUGCGUAUAUGAGUUUCUCCACUCUUUACCACUUGAUUUAACCCUGUGAUGAAUAACCUGGCUACAUCAAGUAAUAUUGUGCACUUUGUUCAUCUGGGAAUAGCUGUGAUGAGAGAUUCUUCAUGUUUUACAUCUCUUCAGCAAUUUGUAUGAAAAUUGUACGCACUCUUUUCCACUGUGAUGAGUUGCGGUAGGUUUACAAAUAUUUUGAAACAUUCUAAAGCUGUGGCUACACUGCCACUUUCAGCGCUAAAACUUUAGUCAUUCAGGGGUGUGAAAAAACACCCCCCCGAGCAACAAAAUUUUUAGUGCUGAAAAGCGCCAGUAUAGACAGCGCUUUAUCACUGGGAGCUGCAAUAAUUUUCAGCAACUUUCUAGUGAGGCAAAGGUAAUCAAGCUGUGGAAGGUUUUAGCCUUAACCUAUCACCUUCUGUAUGGGUUACAAUAGUUGUAGUAAAAACAAUAAGGAAUCCUUGUGGCACCUUAGAGACUAACAAAUUUAUUUGGGCAUAAGCUUUCAUGGGCUAUAACCCACUUCAUCAGAUGCAUGGAGUGGAAAAUACAGUAGGCAGGUAUAAAAAUACAGCACAUGAAAAGAUGAGAGUUGCCUUACCAAGUGAGGGGUCAGUGCUAAUGAGGCCAAUUCAAUCAGGGUGGAUGGGGUGUAGUGUAGUUGUAGUGUAUUUAACAGAGGCCGUGGAAGAUUCAUCAGACCAAAAGGGUUUUUCUGCCCAUUCAUAGAAUCAUAGAAUCAUAGAAUAUCAGGGUUGGAAGGGACCUCAGGAGGUCAUCUAGUCCAACCCCCUGCUCAAAACAGGACCAAUCCCCAAUCAAAUCAUCCCAGCCAGGGCUUUGUCAAGCCUGACCUUAAAAACUUCCAAGGAAGGAGAUUCUACCACCUCCCUAGGUAACGCAUUCCAGUGUUUCACCACCCUCCUAGUGAAAAAGUUUUUCCUAAUAUCCAACCUAAACCUCAUUCACAGGAGUGUUAGUCCUCACUGGUGCUAUAAGUUACAUUCUUUCAUGAUUCAAUUAGUCUGUUAAGAAAAACAGCCCUUUAGUGCAGGAAACUACAUCUAAGGUGAAAUAAUGGGAUCUGAUGAGUCACAUACCUUUGAAAAUAAAAGUUUUAAUACAGUUAGGCUACUGCCAGAGAGGAAUCUCUUCAUUUCAGGAUUUUUGUUGGUUUGUUUUUCCCCUUAUGUUCAUAAGUCAGUUGUACUGGGGAGAUGGAAAAGGAAAUCUGAAUGCUGGGCCAAAGCUGUAGUUUGGUGAGGUACGUGUCUGUUUUUAAUGUUCUAUGCUGAAGAAAAAAGAACGAUGCUAUGAAAAUUUUCAGCUGCUGGGCCUGUGGAUAGGGGCAGAGGUGUGAUAACGUCCUAAUAUAGUAGCCAGAGCUGCUACUGGCCCUCUGGUUUCCACUCUGCUGAAUCAGCCAUGCUCCAGAGGCAAUGUAUCCUGGCCAAGAAGGAAAAAUGCAGCCUCCAGAAGAGCUGACUCUGCAGAGGAGGGGACCAGCAAAUUACUGACAAGACAGCAACACCAUUUAGAGACAUUGAAAACUUCGUUUUUUGGGGGGCAAGGGAGAGAGCUGAUGAUGAAGGAAGAGAAGGAAAUGGGGGAAGAAAGGAAAGAAGAGAAAGAAGUGGGGGAAGAAAGGAAAGAAGAGAAAGAAGUGGGGGGCAGGGAGAAAAGAGAAGAAAAGAAAACAGAGUUCCCUCACAUCUCCAUCAUCCUUCUCCUUCCUACAUCCCCACUGGCACUUCCUUUAUGAACCUCCCUAUUUUUCUAAGCCCUCUCUGCAUCCAUUCUCCUGGACUUAGCCAUGAGACAGGGAGGGACAUGAUUCCCCAUAACUUUCUCCAGCCUGAUGCAAUCUUGACAGACCGCAGUGUUUCUAUUAGAAGAGGUUUGAAAUGUCCAGGAGGCUGUUGGAAGAGGCAGACUGCCUCUUUGGUACACUGCACUACUACCCUGAGCAAAAAUGACUUCAGGCAGGCUGGGAGCGAGGUCACAUCUCUGAAGCACCCAGCACACUGGUGCUAUUUGAAUAGUAAUUACUCCCGUGUUCCAGCAGGAAGCCUUGUUCUUCCAGCAGGUCUCUCACACUCCUGCAUCGCUGAUGGCUGGGUCGAUGGUUCUAAAAAUGCAGUAUGGCCUUAGGCAAUCUCUGGCCUGCCUUUAAGCCCGGAGUGGCAGAGCCGUGUUACUAAAAGAGCAAGACUCUAAGCCGCUUCCCGCCUUCUGCAGGGUCAGAAGGGGUGAGUGAUUGGGUAGGUGCAUGGCUGUACCACACCCAGUGAAGGAUCCUGCCGUUUUAAGGAGGAUCCCCCACAUUUAAAAAAAACCCUUCUUCACUCUAUUUGCUCCCCAGCUCGCUGGGGAUAGAGGGCAGGGGUGUCUACUGAAAUUGAAAGCCCCCCCCCCCGCCAAAAAGCGAGGUUUAAAGAGGUUUCCACCUGCACCUGGGGUUCCCCUCCCCACUGGCUUGGAGAGGAGUGUGCCACUGAGUGCACCCUGGGCCCCUCUCCUUCAGCGGUGGGGCCAGGCUGGGUGCAGCGCAGGACCAGCCUGCUUCCGAAAGGGGACGGCCCAGAGCAGGUGCCCGGCUGUCACCUCUCGGGGCCAGUGGUAUCUUCCUCCGGGCCGUCCUCCCCGCUUCCGUCCGAGCGCUGGCCAGCCCUCGGUCCGACCCUCCGCUUCGCCCAGCCGUGCCCAGGGGCGGGGGGUGGAUCAGCCCGGCGGCUCUCGCAGGGCAGCGCUGGGAUGCGUCCAGCGCCCGCCUCGCCAGCCCCGCUCCUGCCGCUCAGCCCCGCUCGCGGCCCCCGACCCGCCGCCACUUUGCAAACUCCGCGCUGCCGCCGGCGGAGGCAGCUGGUGCUACUUAAAGCGCAUCAGCCCCGGGGCUCAGAGGGACUCGGGCGGCGCGUGUGGCGGCGGCGGCGGCGGCCAGGCAGAGGGAGGCGAGGGCUGCGCCGGGCGAUCAGCCGGGCAGCAGGCACAGCCCCUCGCCUCCCGUGUCCUGCUCUCUGAAGGGCUGCUGCGCGCCCCUGCUGCUGCUGCUGCUGGCGGCGGCUUCCCGGAGGCGCGGAGAUCCGCAGGCGAGAGGCUGAGCCCGCUCCCGCUGGCGGGGCUCACGGAGGAGGCGGACGCAGAGCGGCAGCUCCUGCUGCGGACACCGCGCCGGCUGCAGCCCCGGCCGGCUCAGUCCCCUCGGUCCGGACCAGGCGGAGGAAGCCGAGCACAAGCAAUGGCGGCCCGGAGCCGGAGCCGCUGCGCGCCGCUUUGGCGCUCUCCUGGGCAUCCCUAGCUCCAGGCAGCCGGCUACCAGCGGAGGAGUGGCCCUGCCGGGGGGUGAUUUAUUCCCCCCCACCCCGUCUCAAGUUCUCAGCGCAGCAGCCCGGCCAGCGCCUCCCGCCCCUUCCCAAAGCCGCCGAGGGGUGGGGAGGUCGGUGGCCGGCCAGGCCAUGGAGAGCCCGGCGGAGAACCCCAGCAAGGCGGCGGGGUACCUGAAGGAGCUGAACAAGAUCAUCGAGACGCAGCAGGAGCUGCUGGAGAAGCAGAAGCGGAGGAUCGACGAGCUGGAGCAGCAAGUGGCCAAGUUGUACCACGAAAACGCCUGCCUGCAGGACGAGCAUCACAGACACCUGGCCACAUGCAGGCUGCAACAGGGCAUCCUCCCUGCGUACCCGGCGGGGCCAGGGCCGUCGAUCCUGGGGGCCAUCCAGGAAAACGCACAGCACGAAAAGUCUGAAGGUGAAAGCUCAAGAAGCGUCAGGACCUCGUUGGAAACAAGAAGCAGCAUCUCAACUGAUCCACUAAGUGUUGAAGGCGAAGCUCCAAGUAGUGAAACUGGCACAUCUUUGGAUAGCCCAUCUACUUACCAUCAAGGACCUAUAACCCAUAGUUCGGCUAUAAGCCCAGACCAUUACGACCAUUCUGCUUAUGGGCUGUAUUCUGUCUCACCUGGGCAGCAAAGAUCUCGGAGGCCUAAGCUUCAGCACUCAACAUCAAUACUGAGAAAACAAGCAGAGGAAGAAGCUAUUAAAAGGUCAAGAUCACUUUCUGAGAGCUAUGAACUCUCCUCAGACCUACAAGAUAAGCAGGUGGAAAUGCUAGAACGGAAAUAUGGGGGCCGUCUCAUAACUAGACAUGCUGCUCGUACUAUACAAACAGCUUUUCGCCAGUAUCAGAUGAACAAAAAUUUUGAGCGGCUUAGAAGUUCUAUGUCUGAAAAUCGUAUGUCAAGACGCAUUGUGCUGUCCAAUAUGAGAAUGCAGUUUUCCUUUGAAGGACCUGAGAAAGUCCAUAGCUCCUACUUUGAAGGGAAGCAAGUUUCUCUUACAAAUGAUGGGUCAAAAAUAGGAGCCCUUGUCCAAUCUGAAUGUGGUGACCUCGGGGAAUCGGCCACAAUGAAAUCUCCAGCAGCAUCCACUGAUUUUGCUGAUGCUAUAACAGAACUGGAGGAUGCUUUUUCAAGGCAGGUCAAAUCUCUUGCAGAAUCAAUCGAUGAUGCACUAAAUUGCCGUAGUCUACAUUCUGAUGAAGUCCAAACUCCUGAUCAAGUCAGAAGUCGUGAAAUGGAGAGGGAUAGUUGUAGUCAAAUUAAGCCAGCAAUCCAUAACGUGGAUCACAGGAAACUUGAUGAGAUGACCGCAUCAUAUAGUGAUGUUACAUUAUAUAUUGAUGAGGAAGAGCUAUCUCCACCUCUUCCCCUUUCCCAAUCAGUGGACAGACCGUCUAGCACAGAAUCUGACUUGAGGCUUCGGUCAGUGAACUCUUCUCAAGAGUACUGGUCCAUGACCCACAAGGAUGAUAAGAUAGACACUGAUACAAGCUGCAGGAGCACCCCUUCGCUGGAAUGCCAGGAGCAAAGGAUGAGAAUGGAUCAUCUGCCAUUGCUAACCAUAGAACCACCUAGUGACAGUUCAGUGGACUUAAGUGAUCGCUCAGAAAGAGGCUCAUUAAAGAGACAAAAUGCAUAUGAUCGGGGAAUCACUAGUCAGCAAGGAAGCCCAAAACAUAUCCCACAUGGUAUUCCUACCAAGAUUAUAUCCCGAGAAGAACAGGAGGCUAGACACAAGCCAAGGCCUAUUGAUAGUCACUUAGCAAUUAAUGGCACAGCAAACAGGCAAAGCAAAUCAGAGUCUGAUUAUUCUGAUGGUGACAAUGACAGCAUCAAUAGCACUUCCAAUUCUAACGACACAAUAAAUUGCAGCUCUGAGUCCUCUUCUAGAGACAGCCUAAGGGAACAAACCUUAAGCAAACAAACGUACCAUAAAGAAACUCGGAACAGCUGGGAUUCGCCUGCCUUCAGUAAUGAUGUUAUCCGAAAACGCCAUUAUAGGAUUGGACUGAACCUUUUUAAUAAAAAACCUGAAAAAGGAGUCCAGUACCUAAUUGAGAGAGGUUUUGUGCCGGACACUCCAGUUGGUGUCGCCCAUUUUCUCCUGCAAAGGAAAGGACUCAGCAGACAGAUGAUUGGAGAGUUUUUGGGCAAUCGACAGAAGCAGUUCAACCGAGAUGUAUUGGACUGUGUUGUGGAUGAGAUGGACUUCUCAGCAAUGGAACUGGAUGAAGCACUCAGGAAAUUUCAGGCUCAUAUCCGUGUUCAAGGAGAAGCUCAGAAAGUAGAACGACUCAUUGAAGCUUUUAGCCAGCGAUACUGUAUCUGCAAUCCCGGCGUUGUGAGACAGUUCCGAAAUCCUGAUACCAUCUUCAUCCUAGCUUUCGCAAUCAUAUUGUUAAACACAGACAUGUAUAGCCCAAAUGUGAAACCAGAACGCAAGAUGAAGCUUGAAGAUUUUGUUAAGAAUCUAAGGGGUGUAGAUGAUGGUGAAGAUAUCCCACGAGAGAUGCUGAUUGGAAUAUAUGAGCGGAUCCGCAAACGGGAACUGAAGACAAAUGAAGAUCAUGUAUCCCAGGUCCAAAAGGUCGAAAAACUCAUCGUAGGAAAGAAACCAAUUGGAUCUCUGCAUCAUGGACUUGGUUGUGUUCUCUCUCUACCCCACCGGAGACUUGUUUGCUACUGUAGGUUGUUUGAAGUUCCAGACCCAAAUAAACCUCAGAAGCUUGGUCUGCACCAGCGAGAAAUAUUUUUAUUUAAUGACCUCCUUGUGGUCACCAAGAUCUUUCAAAAGAAGAAGAAUUCGGUCACGUACAGUUUUCGACAGUCCUUUUCCCUCUAUGGAAUGCAAGUUCUUCUUUUUGAGAAUCAGUAUUAUCCAAAUGGCAUAAGGCUUACAUCAGCUGUUCCAGGAGCAGAUAUCAAAGUCCUAAUAAAUUUCAAUGCACCCAAUCCUCAGGAUAGAAAGAAAUUUACGGAUGACUUGAGAGAGUCUAUUGCAGAAGUUCAAGAAAUGGAAAAGCACAGAAUAGAGUCUGAGCUAGAAAAACAGAAAGGUGUGGUACGUCCAAGCAUCUCCCAGUGCUCCAGCCUCAAAAAAGAAUCUGGCAAUGGGACGCUGAACAGAGCCUGCCUGGAUGACAGCUAUGCCACUGGGGAGGGACUGAAAAGGAGUGCACUCAGCAGCUCCCUUAGAGACCUCUCUGAAGCUGGGGUCCAUCAUUAGCAGUCCUCACAUGCGCCGAAGAGCUACAUCAACCCGAGAGUGUCCAUCUCGCCCUCACCAGGCUAUGCCUAACUCUUCCUCACUCCUAGGUUCCUUAUUUGGUAGUAAAAGGGGGAAGCCACCUUCCCAAGGCCAUCCACCAUCUGGCCCAUCGCAGCAGCCUCAGCACCCACCUGUAAUCCCGCAUCAGCAACACUCUCAGCAUCCUUCUGCCAUGCACCAUGCAGGUCCAGCUGAGGGGCAGGGGCAGACGCAGGCACAAGUGCACACUCACCAUUCACAGUACUGUCACAUGCAGCAGAACCCACCCCCUUAUCAUCACCAUCACCACUAUCAUCCUCCACAGCACAUCCAGCACACGCACCAGUACCAUCCACAUGUGCCUCAUUCCCAGCAUGCAGCACAUUCUUCUUACAUGCAGCACCCUCAUUCACAACAUACCCACCCUCCGCACCCUCCAUUGCCCCCCCCUCACCCUGGGCACUCUUCUCAUUCCCAACAUGCUCAGCAUCACCAUGGACAGUCAGCUCCUCCUUCCACUUCAAGCAGCGCUAAGCCCAAACACAGUGGCAUCAGCACAAUAGUCUAGAAGUAUUUGUCCUUCUAAUAAUGGUAGUUUUAGGCACGGUUAUAAAGGCACUUAAAGGAAGCAGCAAAUAAAAUGUGGAUUUUUACCCAGCCAAACAAUUUUUGACUUCUGCAAGCUUAAGGACUUGCUGUUACUAAAUAGAACCAUUUGAAUUAGUGUGAUCAAUAUUGGUUUUACUUAUCUCUUCAGCGGAGGCUUGCCUUCUGGCCAGUCCUUAUCUUCAAUUGCCUUGAAAACAUGCUGCUUGCUGAAUACAAGUUAAGCUUCCUUUUUCACCAAAUCCCAUGACAAUUUUACAUGCAUAAUAAAAACAUAACCUAUUAAAAAAAAAAAAAAGUGAUUCAGAACCAAGUGUUGCAUUCUUGCUCUUUUAUUGUCAAUAGGCAAAAAAAUAAGUAGACCUGAUAUGGUUGAUGAAAGUACGUAAGUAAACUUUAUGUAAUAUAAAUAUAUAUAUAAAUAUAUAUAUACUGUAUAGUUAACAUUUGUGCUUGGAAAGCAAAUUUUUCAGUCCACAAAACUAGCAAUAUAGACUUUACAAGGAAUUACACUUACUUGAUAGAAGGACAGUAACAAUAUAGCAUAUGAAAGAGUAGACCAAAAACUUUAAAUGCUAGGAAUAAAUUUCAGACAUUUCAGUAUUUUAAUUUAAAAGUCCUCUAGACAUAUUAAGACUCUAAGCAAUCAUUACUAAAAUGUGCCAAGUAACAUAGUAUUUAACUGUUGUAGUAAAAUAUUGCUUUGUAUAAAUCCUUAUUUUUAUUAACAUAAUAUCAUAUGUAAUCAGUAUUAUAACUGCUCUGCUAUUUCAGGAAAGCAAACUAGUUAAGAUGCAGUAACUAUACAGUAGCAACAUGGGAUGACCAUUUACCACUGGUUAUCUUAAAGCAUUGGUUACACAAAUUCUUAGACACUUUAAAGGCUGUGAUAACUGUGAAUUUACAUGAUCCGCAUUUCUUUUAUAUGCAUAUGAUUUUAUGAACACACAUGAAGAGUUACAUGAAAGGUGCAUGCAUACACUGCAAAAACAUUCAUCUCAAACAUGAUGAAAAUUACAAACACCCAUCCUUCUCAGUCACUUCAUUUUCCUAUUUACCAUGACUUGCUCAUUUUUUCAGUUAAAAUGACCUAUAAUCUGACAGUGUUUCCAGAUGGAACUGCUCUAAAAUUUUAAGGUGUAUUUUAGUAUCUAGUAUAGUGUGGUUAUUUGGUUUUGGUUUUGGUUUUUUUAGUAGUGUAAUUCCAUAUAGCCAUAUGCUAGCGGCAAAGUGGGUUCACCAUUUUUACUCAUCACAUUUGUUAGUUUACACAGCACUCAGCAGGCUGAGUUUAUGCUCAAACCCUCACUGUCCUACUCCAAUUAGUUGCAAGACAUCCUAUAAAAGCAGGCUGUGCUGUUGUUGUUUGUGUUGUAAUCAAGCCGUUUGCAAAUUCAUAUGAGAUUUUGUAUCCCUGAAUCCUGUACAAAGUCAUACAUGGAGCAUACUUUGUAGUUUCAGCAUUUUGAGCCACUGCAAGGACUUUACACCUAAAUGGUAGAAACAAAGGAACCACAACUGCAAAACUACACCAGCUAAAAUGCAAAACUUGAAGAAGGGAAAAAAAGAAGUUCCCGUGUGAGAUGGGUAAAAAGAAGUCGGAAAAGAACCAGAUCUGUCUAUUUGAACAAUACAAAUAUAUAGUAGCGUUGUAUAAGGAAAGGAUGAACUUUCCGUAUUGAGUUACUCUUGGUAUCUUUAAUUUGGGUUUUCCCCUCCCCCUUUCUCCUACAGUUGAUAUCCUAAUACCAGCAAAACUGCAAACUGAGCACUUUGUUAAUCUUCAUAAAGAGCAAAUAUAGCAAUCUAGAGUUUAGCCUUUUGCUAAAAUCUGUCCAUGUUUGUUUCCCCCGUGUGCAAUAUCUUUGAUCCCUUUUGCUCCCAUAAAUUAAUCUUACAUGAAAUGAGAAUAACACAAAUAUUUUUUAAUAUCAUUCAAGCUAUCCUAAAUUCUGUGUCUUGCCUUACGAGGCUGAUCUGGGCCCUCGGGGGUUCUAUUCCUUGCAGUUUAAAAAAUACUGUUCUUGUAAGGGAAAGUAGAAUUGUCUGCAUGUCCUCUAACAUUAAUAGUGUGAGGCUACUCUCUACAUAUUGUAUAUUUGCAAAAUACAUCAGUGUUACUGUUGAUAUUAGUUGAAGUAAAGGGAUACAUAUUUAAAUGUCUGCUUUUCUUCAUACCUGUGUACCAAUAGUAGAGUCUAACUGUAAUUUAUAGGUUGUUCCAGAAAAGAUAACGAUACCAUUCAGGUACAAAAGUCUUUCUGAAACCGCAUCUUUUAAUGAAAACUGAGGUGAAAAUGCUCCUCUCCAUCGCAUACUAUAUAUUCUGAACUUGUUCUGUAUGCAGAAUUAUUGAUGUCAGUGAAAGUGCUGUGUGCUGAACAAGUGCAAAAUAUGUACUGGAGAUCUGCAUUGUACCAUGGAGAGGAAGAUUUGGCCCCAGAUAUGUUGUUUAGUUAGCAUGCAAUGCCUUAAGUAUUUUAGCACUGAAAUAUUUCACAUUUGUUUGGUUUGGUUUCACAUUACCCCUUAGGUUCAUUUAAGAAAGGUGUAACAACAAAUAGCCUUAGAUUUACACUGUGGGCCAGGUUUUAAUUUUGGCAGGUGCAAUUGAUGACGUGCAAAAGUUGUCACAAAUUUUGUACAUGCAAGAAACCGUUUGCACAUGAUUUUAUGCGCGCGCGCGCAUACACACACAUACUGGGGAGGGCCUACUUAGUAGGCCCACUAAUUCCACAGGGAAAAUCAGAGGCCAUCUUGUGGCUGCUAAAAGUAUUGGGUCCUUUUAAGAGCACAAUAUUUGAAAACUUUCUCAUAGUUUAAAAUCAUUGAGAAGAAACACAGUAUGCUCAUUAUUUCUUUCUUUUUGGAACUAAUUACCUUUAACAAACGUCUUGGUGUCAGUAUAAGUCUUAAGAACCUCACUACUACUACUUUAGGAGAACAGCCUAACAUGUCAGAAUACAUCUGAGAUUAAUAGUUGCACACAACACCACAGAUCACGCCUAGAAUGAGAAGAUGACCGUAUUCUGUUACUGUGUGCAUUGGAGAAAAUGAAAUAGUAGACGUUGAAAGGUUUUAGUCCUAUUUCCUUAUUGAUUAAAAAUUUGCAUAGAUCACUACCGGGGCCCAUGUUUCUGUGUUCCCAUGAAUAAUGAGGCUAAGUAAUAGUGUCGGUUUGAAAGAAUGAAAGGGAAACCUAAAGAAUGCAGAUCACAAAAACCACAGAUCUUUUCUGGGACAACGAUCAAAUAUGUAUUUGGGUUUUUUAAUUUUUUUAAGUUCAUGAAAUGUACAACUAUGUAAAAAAACCAAGUUCAUCCUAAUAUAAUGUACGUCUUGUAUUGCUAAAAAAAAGUCUUCGAACAUACAGUGUAGAAUGAUUUUCCCAUCAUGUACUGCAUGCAGCAGAAGCCUCUUGUUUCUUGAUAAAAUGAGCUGAAAGACAGUCAGCAGAUAUUUAAACAAUGAAUCUCUAGAUGUUGACUUGCUGUUCCAUAUGAAGCUGUGUGUUUUCUGCAGUUAAGCAUGCAUUUUGCUGUUUCCGUUGUAAAAUAUCAUUGCACUUGUUGCCUGCAAAAUGAGUUAGUGUGUAUAUAGUUAAAAGAAAAAUGAAACCAAUAACAAGAUUAAAUUGCGGGGAGGGGGUGGAGGAUGUUGGAAGUGGGACCAAGUAGGGGCAAUAGAUAAUUCUCUAAAUUGUAUAUAGUGUGUAAAUUAGUAUUACUAUAAGUCUGCAGUCACUUUGAGGUUGCAUACAGUACCUAUCUCCUGCUAGGAACUUUAAUCCAGCUUUGAGUUGUAUUAAACUGUUAGAAUUAGGUCUUGAAUGCAGACUGUUAAAGACUUCAGGAAACAUCAUGCUCACAAGAAGCUUCUGUUCUGGGGAGGCUCAAGACCCAUUUUGUAAUUGCAGGGAAGAAAGGAGUGCUUUCAUUUUAAUAUGCAUUCUGUUUGUAAGUAGUAACAGGCCCUAUCGAUGUAAAACUAUAACUGUGAUCAUGUGGAGAAAUCAAAUAAAUCAUUUAAAACUC
Chelonia mydas (Green sea turtle) is the source of this 13858-nucleotide messenger RNA. RefSeq names its product IQ motif and Sec7 domain ArfGEF 1 (gene IQSEC1). NCBI's taxonomy places the organism in Eukaryota, Metazoa, Chordata, Testudines, Cheloniidae. Gene Ontology annotation, biological process: actin cytoskeleton organization; regulation of ARF protein signal transduction. Gene Ontology annotation, molecular function: guanyl-nucleotide exchange factor activity; protein binding. The transcript is spliced from 15 exons. The coding region runs from base 6093 to 9197 and encodes 1034 amino acids. The record is from RefSeq and is a predicted model, not a curated record.